AUGAUUGUCACUGUUCUUCUGCUACCUGUUGUGACAGCUCUUUGUCCUGAUACCGCCACCUGCAUAAAUCGGGUGAAAGAGAUCGUGGCAGCUCCUAGAAAGUUCUGGUUCGGCGAACAGCGCCGCUCCUUAUGCCAGGGACGAAACGCAGAUUCCGUGGAUUGUUUUGGACCUGAGCACCUCAGCGCCUACCACUCAGUUGGAAGUCGUUUGUUCCGAGUCCGGACCUAUCAUGCAGCUUAUCUGAGGAAUUUGCGGAUUUUCCCUAGAGUUACAUUCAGAGCCCACUCAGGCGAAUAUCGUGCUUGCGACCACGAGUAUCGCGCUGGGAACGGCAGUGCACAGGUGAUUGAGGCGGAUCCUGAUAUGACUCCUGUAGCUCCGUACUUUAUUCGUUCAAAGCCUGAGAUAACCUGGCAGGGAUUACGUUACGAUGAAGAGUUCACGUUGGCAAUAAUUGACGUUGGGUUCGGCUCGUUGAACUAUUUGGUCACUGGAUUUCCUCAAAAACCAAUGAUGUUGCACGACUACGAGCCAUCGGAGAAUUUCCGUCCUGAGCCGAACCCAAUGGUCGUCGUGGUUUUCCGCAAAUCAAAACACUCGCUGGGGUUCGGUAAUCCCAAAAACUUCGACAUUUCCAAGUUUAUGUUGGAGAAUGACCUCGCGGACGAUUUGAUCGGACUCUCGCUAGUCAUCGUCGGCAGCGACCCCUUUGCCAUAGAACGACAGCGUCUUCGAGGAACCGUCGACAACUGUCAUAGCCUGCUCAGAAACAAAUUGCGCCGGCAUCCACCCUCAUCUUUACUAAGUCAGCUUCCGCUAGACGAGCUAAAUUCCUGGUUAACUGUUUCCGUUGGAUAUCCUAAGAUGGAUGUUAAUGUGUGUUGUCAUCGAAUACAACAGAGAGCUGUGACUAAAUUCUUCGAUCCUCUGGGCGCUCUUACAGUAUCAGCUCUUUCGAUGCUCACUCCACCUACUGUGACUUCAGCUCGAAUAACCGUCCAGAGCUCUUCCUACGUAAAUUACCAUAGGCAAGCAAGAACGCAUAUUGCCUUAAUGGAUGACCUAUACAGUCUUGUAGCACUAGAUGCUACUACAUCAACGCUGCACUGGAUGAUCGUUGACAUUCCUGCCCAAGAACUGGCCUCCGCCCCAAAUGGGAUCACGAAAGCCAGCUACUUACCGUUUGCACCUGCGAAGCCAGCCUCGUGUUCUCCUUUCGCGUUGUUCCUCUUCUCCCAGCCCUCCUCGCUUGACAUGAGUCCCAUCUUCUGCGACGGACAAUGCGAACAAAGAAAGAAGUUCCGAUUCGAUCUCUUCAAGCAACGCUACGGACUGAGGCUGAGAGCAGUGUCUUGGGUGACUGUUUGUUACGACCUGCCUUACGCUUACCACCUCAUAAGGACUGCUGAAAAUUUAACUGUCGACGAACGUAGUCAUAGUCGCAGAAGUUCUGUGUCGUCGUCUCCCAGCCAGUCUUCACUCAUUUGCGCCGCAUUCCACGUCUCACACCCUCAGAAGUGUCUCACAAGUACUUCAGCAGCGCUAUCAGUGCUGCUGCCGGUUCUCUUCGUCUUCUAUCUUAAGUGGUGUUAA
This is a messenger RNA of Necator americanus (New World hookworm), 1596 nucleotides long. RefSeq lists its product as uncharacterized. NCBI's taxonomy places the organism in Eukaryota, Metazoa, Nematoda, Chromadorea, Rhabditida, Ancylostomatidae. The transcript has 11 exons. The record is from RefSeq and is a predicted model, not a curated record. Bases 1 to 1596 code for a protein of 531 amino acids.